AUGUCCGAGAUAAUCUACGGCGUGACGCCGCCAAUCUCGACCACUCUGCCGACCGAGCCAGAGAAACGACUGAACCAUGCGCUGCACCAAGAAUUGCGCGCGCAGGGUACUUUCGAGAGCCCUCAGGAAACGGAGAAGAGAAAGGAGGUUUUGCGCCAGCUCGAGAAGAUCACAACUGUUUUUGUCCAGAGGGCGGCGGCCCAAAAAGAGCCCAAGAACACUUUUAUGAUUCGCGACGCGAUCGGCCGCGUGUUUACAUAUGGCAGUUACCGCUUGGGCGUCUACGGACCCGGCUCCGAUAUGGAUACUCUCGUCGUAGCGCCGAAAUAUGUUACGGUUGAACAGUACUUUGAGAUCUUUCCCGAAGUCCUCGUCGAGAUGGCGCCGCCCGGGGCCAUCACCGACCUCACCCCCGUGCCCGAAGCCUUCGUGCCCAUCAUCAAGUUCGAGUUCUCUGGCAUCAGCAUCGAUCUCAUCUUCUGCUCCAUCCAGACAUUGAAGCAGUUGCCGGACGAGAAGAAUUGGAGCUUGGCCGACAACAAUCUCCUUCGCGGCCUCAGCGAGAACGAAGUGCGCUCGCUCAACGGAACAAGAGUAACAGACGACAUCUUGCACCUCGUCCCCGAACCGGCCACUUUCAAGCUUGCCCUCCGAGCCAUCAAGCUCUGGGCCCAACGUAAAGCCAUAUACGCCAACAUCAUGGGUUAUCCUGGUGGUGUUGCAUGGGCUAUGCUCGUCGCUCGGGUUUGCCAACUCUACCCCAAGGCCACGAGCGCGGUAGUCGUCAAUAAAUUUUUCCACAUCAUGUUCAAAUGGCCUUGGCCCCUUCCCGUUCUCCUCAAGGACAUCGAGUACGGUAGUCCCGUCACGCGAGUUCCUGUGUGGAAUCCCAAGUCAUCGCGGCGAGCAGGACCAAAAAGGCACAGAACGUCUGGUCGGGCUUCGUCGAAUCGCGGGUGCGGCUGUUGGUUAACAGACUUGAGGGGCACCAUUCUAUUGCCCUGGCCCGGCCCUUCAACAAGGGUUACGACAGAGAACACCGAUGCAAGAACAAUAGGCAGCUGGGAAGAGGUGGUAUCUGUGGGCAGCCUCGCUUACGUGUACAAGCCCCCCGCCGAUAGCGAGGAGAAGGCCAAGGCCGAACCCAAGGUCGAGCCGAAGCGGGAGGUCAAACAGGAGAUCAAGGCGGAAAACCGCGAACCGGCGGCGGCGGAGGAGAAACUCGAAACGAGGGGCGAAGACGGCAUGCGAAUUAAGCAGGAGCAUUCGGAAUCGACCCAGCCUCCGCCGCCCUCCAACGUCAAGCCCGAACCCCACCACGACACCAACAGCGAGGUCAAGCUGGAGGACAUCCCCCAGAAGAAGAAAGAUGAGCCGGAUGAAAUGGAGAUCUAUACCACUAACCACUACAUCGGGCUGCAGUUGGUCGAGGGCGCCAAGUCGCUCGACCUGUCGCGCGAGGUGAACGACUGGAAGUCCAUGUGCACGUCCAACGAGCUCUUCGACGAGGGCCUCAUGUUCCUGUCCAUCCAGCACCUCAAGAACACGAACCUGCCCGAUGACGUGUUCGAACCCGGCGAGACGAAGCCCCGUCCGGUGAAGAAGAAUCUCAAGCGCGCCGCGUCCGAGGGGCCCGGUAAUAUGCAGCCCCAGCCACCCGUUAAGAGACACGCUCCGGGUAAGCCGUCCAGUCACUCGGCGCAGCAGCAGCAACAACAGCAACAGAAACAACGACAGCAACGCCCCGCUUCCACGGCGGCGGCGGCAGUGGCUGGUUAG
Chaetomium globosum CBS 148.51 is the source of this 1779-nucleotide messenger RNA. RefSeq lists its product as uncharacterized. The record is from RefSeq and is a predicted model, not a curated record. Lineage: Eukaryota; Fungi; Ascomycota; Sordariomycetes; Sordariales; Chaetomiaceae. Gene Ontology annotation, cellular component: nucleus. Gene Ontology annotation, molecular function: RNA binding; poly(A) RNA polymerase activity. Bases 1 to 1779 code for a protein of 592 amino acids. The transcript is spliced from 2 exons.